AUGAGGGAGAGGGAGAUUGCUUUAGAAGAGAAAAGGGUGCGAGAAGCAGAAGAAAACAUAGAGCGCAAGAAAAAGUUGGAAAAACUAUUGACCAACCUGAAUGAACGUUUGAGGGUAUGCCAGAUAACUGAAGAGCUGGCAAAUUCAGCAGAGAGGACGGAAGAAUUCCAAGAAGUCAAAGCAAAAGAGAAAGGGUCAGGAGAAUUUGAAAAUUUCAAACGUGAGGUUGAGAUUGCGAAUCAAAUUGAAUCAACGGAGGAAAGCGAAACUGAGAAUUCAGAGUCUUUACAGGAUGAGAUUAAAAUAAAGAUAAAAGAAAGAGAAAAGAAAAAGAAGACUAGGAAAAAUAAGCGGGAGGCAUCUAAAGGAAACAGAAAUAAAAAGCGACAUCGAAAGGUGAGCUUUUCAUCUAUCUCAACGAGCACUACUUCGAGUAGCUCAUCAAGUAGCACAAGUUCUUCAGAUGAUUCGAGUUUGGAAAGUACUUCAACCUCGAGUGAGGAAAGAAAUAAAAAGAAAAGGCAUAAGAAAGGAGGUAAAGCAAGAAAAAGCCUUAGAAGAAUACCGGUUUCGGAAUGGAAAUUAAAAUAUGACGGGAAGGAUCAGGGUCGACGAUUAGCUGAGUUCCUUAAAGAAGUUAAGAUGCGCUGUAAAUCGGAAGACAUUUCCGAAAAAGAACUUUUUCGUGGCGCGAUCCAUCUAUUCAGUGGACGUGCCAAAGACUGGUUUAUGGAAGGUUUUGAGAAUCGAGACUUUCGAAACUGGUCCGGGCUGAAAAAGGAACUCAAACAGGUUACUUUGAAAACAGCUUCAGGGUCACCUGUGGAAGUGGAGGGGUAUGUACACCUGCCAGUAACGUUCAAUAAUGAAAAUAAAAUUAUUUCUGCUCUGGUCGCACCGACACUCAAACGGAGAUUGAUCCUCGGAUACAAUGAUUUCUGGAGAUCAUUUGGCCUGCAACCAACGGUGCAAACCGAUCAAAGUCACCUGAUUGAAGGAUUGGAGGACGUGUACGAAGAUGUCAAGGGAGAGGAGGGAGAAAAUGACAGAGAGGUGCUUACGUCUGAACAGAAUUCCCAGUUGGAAGAUGUUAAGAAGCUUUUCAAAGUCGCGAUUGAAGGGGAAAUUCUAGAUGUCACUCCUAUACUCUCUCAUAGAAUUGAAUUGAAAGAAGAGUACCAAUCCAUUUCACCGGUGAGAAUUAAUCCUUAUCCAACUUCUCCCGAAAUGCAGAACAAAAUUAACGUAGAGUUGGACAAAAUGCUCAGCCAAAAGGUCAUUGAACCAAGCAAGAGCGAUUGGGCUCUUAGUACAGUUCCAGUGAUUAAACCCACUGGCGAAGUGCGCCUUUGCUUGGAUGCGAGACGACUGAAUGAUCGAACCCGGAGGGAUGCUUAUCCUCUCCCACACCAAGAUCGUAUAUUAAGUAGGCUAGGGUCAAGUAGGUUUUUAACAACCAUCGAUUUAACGAAAGCGUUUCUGCAAAUCCCCCUUGAUCCUAGCUCACGGAAAUAUACGGCGUUCUCGGUGUUGGGUAGAGGAUUGUUCCAGUUCACCCGUCUGCCCUUUGGCCUCGUCAACAGCCCGGCUACGUUAGCACGACUAAUGGACGAAGUUUUGGGCUACGGUGAACUGGAACCGAGUGUGUUUGUCUACCUCGACGACAUCGUCGUGGCGAGCAGCACAUUCGAAGCACACAUCCAGUCUCUGAAAGAAGUUGGCUCUGUUCAGUCUGCGCGCAAUUUCACGGAGCAACUGAACGUGAUGUCGAAUGUUCUCCGUUACCACGACGAUAUCGUCGAGGUAAACGAAGACAUACGCUCCAAUACACCAUGA
Messenger RNA from Armigeres subalbatus, 1836 nucleotides. RefSeq lists its product as uncharacterized. The transcript is spliced from 3 exons. NCBI's taxonomy places the organism in Eukaryota, Metazoa, Arthropoda, Insecta, Diptera, Culicidae. The coding region runs from base 1 to 1836 and encodes 611 amino acids. The record is from RefSeq and is a predicted model, not a curated record.